Messenger RNA from Talaromyces rugulosus, 1719 nucleotides. RefSeq lists its product as uncharacterized. Gene Ontology annotation, cellular component: microtubule cytoskeleton; septin ring; septin complex. The record is from RefSeq and is a predicted model, not a curated record. The transcript is spliced from 2 exons. Gene Ontology annotation, molecular function: GTP binding; GTPase activity; molecular adaptor activity. The coding region runs from base 1 to 1719 and encodes 572 amino acids. NCBI's taxonomy places the organism in Eukaryota, Fungi, Ascomycota, Eurotiomycetes, Eurotiales, Trichocomaceae. Gene Ontology annotation, biological process: cytoskeleton-dependent cytokinesis.
AUGGCCACCACCUCGUCUGGCAACAGCCAGCCACCUCCGCCGCCGCCCACCGACGCUCUUCCUGCAGUCACCGAAAACGGCAACCGGGCCAGCAUCAUCAACAACAUCAACACCAACACUACCACCUUGGAAGCGACCUCGCGCCGCUCGUCCCUAGGCUUCUUGCGCCGUUCCAAGUCCACUGAACCGCUCUCCGAGCGCAAGGGCAGUGGCAGCAACAAAAUCUCCAGGAAAAUGAAGGAGCAGAUAAAGGAGGAGGAGCUGCGGCGCCAGCGCGAGUCCAUUCCCCAGCAGGCCCCUCGUCUCCCCGACCUCGCGCCCGCCCCAAGAAUGCAGACAUUCGGAGGCGAAGAGCGUCCUAUCAGUCUCGCGGUGCCCAGCAGUGCCACUGAAAGCCGUGCCAGCUCGUCGCACCACAGCAUGCCCCCCUCUGGAUUCGCGCAGGCAGUCGUUGAUCCCUACGCCAGGACUGAGAGCAUGACCCAUCGUGGCCGCUAUAGCUAUGCCAGCAGUGCAGUCAGCACCAUCAACAGCCCUCGCAGAUUGCGCCGGCGCAAAGACCCCACCCCCUACAAUCUCCUCGUUGUUGGCGCCAAAAACAGCGGAAAGACGUCUUUCCUCAAUUUCUUGCGCAAGUCUCUCGCCCUUCCUCCUAACAAGCACCCAAUCCGCUCGCAAGAAGAAAUCUUGGAAGAAAUUAAUUCCACGUCCAACUCCAACUUCAGGUCUCACUAUCUCGAGACGGAGAUCGAAGGCGAGCGACUCGGCCUUACUCUCUGGGACUCGGAAGGAUUGGAAAAGAAUGUAGCUGAUCUACAAUUGAGAGAAAUCACUGCAUUCUUGGAAAGCAAAUUUGAAGACACCCUUGCCGAGGAAAUGAAGGUGAUUCGCUCUCCUGGCGCUCGCGACACCCAUAUUCACUGCGUCUUUUUGAUUCUCGACCCGGUCCGUCUGGAUGCGAAUCUGGCUGCUGCCCAAAAGGCCGCUGAGAAGGCCAAUGGCAAUUUCUCUGCCUCUCGCGUGACUGGUAUUCUGGAUGAAGACCUGGAUCUGCAGGUCCUUCGCGUAAUGCAGGGCAAGACUGCUGUAGUGCCCGUUAUCAGCAAAGCCGACACCAUUACCACCGGUCACAUGGCCUACUUGAAGAAAGCGGUAUGGGACAGCUUGAAACAGGCCAGGAUUGAUCCAUUGGAGGUGCUUAUUCUCGAAGAAACGGAGGAUGAGGAAUCAGAGCCCUCUUUGGCCGAAAAGGACGAGGAUGAUGCCGCAGACGAGGCUGCUGAGGAAUCAGAGGACGGUGAAGCCGAGGAAGAUGCUGAGCCGGCCGACGGGCCAGCUCCCACCUCUCCUCGAGCCUCUCCUCCUCGGCCCCAACACCGAGCAAACAACUCAAUUUCGAUUACCUCAACCGCUGAAGUGCCUUUUAUUCCUCUUUCCAUCCUAUCACCCGAUCCUCACUCCCUCGAUUCGCCAGACUUGCCUGUUGGCCGUCAUUUCCCAUGGGGAUUUGCGGAUCCGUAUAAUCCCGAGCAUUGCGACUUUGUGAAGUUGAAAGAGUCGGUCUUCAAGGAAUGGCGCGCCGAACUUCGGGAGACCAGUCGUGAGCUGUGCUACGAGCGUUGGCGAACUAGCCGUCUGAACAUCAACAGCGCCACGCCUAAGAGACCAUUCAACAACACUGGACGCUUUGCACCGCCGAGCGGCCGCAUAACACGAUGA